GAGAUCAAAUGUACGCGAUGAUCAUAUAUAUAAGCUUUUAAGUCAAAAUCUGUUAUAUGCUAAUUAAAGCUGUACAAGCUCGUUAAUAUAUAUAGAAUGGAGAUUGUCAGAGAGCUGUUAUCAUGUGCUUGCCAGUCUGCAUGGCAAAAAAUUUGCCAACAAUUGAAAUAUAUCAGAGAAGAUGAAGUAAAUGAUCAAAAUAUGCGGAGAGAGUUAGACUUGUUGAGGAGCCAAGAAAAAGACAUUAGUGCCAAACUGAAUGAGGGCAAUGUGCGGCAUGGAAAGAGACCAAGAAAGGAGGUAACAAAUUGGUUGAAGAACUUGGAGGAGAUAGAAAGUGAUGUGAACAGCUUAGGCUUUGCUGAUGCACAAUUUUGGUUAAAUUACUACUCCCGUUUGAAGAGAAGCAAGAAGACAGAACAGAUACUGCACAGAGCUAAAGAUCUUCAGGUGAAAGGAAAUUUAUUUGCUCAAAGUGAAGAUAUAUUUAUGGGCUCACUACAUGAACAUAUGUCCAGUUGGUCUGCAGCCCCCUUACAUGGCAGUUCAACUGAAAGGAAAAAAGAAGAGAUCUUGCAAUGCAUCAUGGAUCCUGAGGUUAGUAAAAUUGGCGUGUAUGGUAUGGGCGGCGUCGGCAAGACAACAAUUGUGACACAGAUUUACAAUGAGUAAAAUGAAAAGAAAGUUUUU
Dioscorea cayenensis subsp. rotundata (Guinea yam) is the source of this 690-nucleotide messenger RNA. RefSeq names its product disease resistance protein RFL1-like. The record is from RefSeq and is a predicted model, not a curated record. NCBI's taxonomy places the organism in Eukaryota, Viridiplantae, Streptophyta, Magnoliopsida, Dioscoreales, Dioscoreaceae. Gene Ontology annotation, molecular function: ADP binding. The coding region runs from base 97 to 672 and encodes 191 amino acids. The transcript has 2 exons.